This is a messenger RNA of Neoarthrinium moseri, 3603 nucleotides long. RefSeq lists its product as uncharacterized. Gene Ontology annotation, molecular function: protein binding; histone methyltransferase activity. Bases 1 to 3603 code for a protein of 1200 amino acids. The record is from RefSeq and is a predicted model, not a curated record. Lineage: Eukaryota; Fungi; Ascomycota; Sordariomycetes; Amphisphaeriales; Apiosporaceae. Gene Ontology annotation, biological process: chromatin remodeling. The transcript has 2 exons.
AUGACGCCCGACCAGGUUGAUUUGACGGCCCUUCUGUCCGACGAGUCUCAGGCCUCGCUCCUGGCUCACCAGAACCUCACACCUCACAAGCCCGUCUCAGCACAGUCCCAGCCGCCAUCGCAGCCAGGCUCCCACUCCCGCUCUCGCAGGCCCAUCAGCCCGCCCGCUUUGAGCCGCCAGACAUCGGCAUCUGCGCAGGGCGAGGCAGGCCCCAUGGCCCCGGCUGCGCUACCGCGGAGCAACCAGGCCUCCGCUCAGAAGCCUCCCCGAGCGGAUGGCAGGGCCGCGGUACUGCCCGUGAGGACGAACAUGGGCAGCGCUGUCCGCAACUCACAGGGCAUCACGUCCCCGGCCCAGAGCACCCUGCACUCGGCCCACAGGACUCCUAAGCUGCAUCAUACUCCUAGGAAGGCCGACUGGACCGCCGACAAGGUGGAAAACCAGCUGCGCAUUUUUUCCCGCGACAUCGGCAAGGAUAGCGCCAACCUCUCGGCUCGCCUGCUUCGUACAUCCUGGAAGAGGGUCGCACCUGAGGCUAAUCAUGCGUCCCGGAAAAACUGGUUUGCUGAGAUGAAGCGGGUUCCCCCUGAAGCCAGCAAAGGAACCGUGAAAAUCAAGCUCAAGCACAUGGGCCCUGGCCGUACUGGAAAACAGGAGAAACGGGAGCUCUAUGAAGUGGUGGGUAUCAAGACCGACAGGGACCCGGUCCCUAGGUAUGGCUUUCACCACGUUGAGAUAUCCAAGAAUAUCCUCUCGCCUAAUACCAUGUUGAAUUUCGUUCCCCAUCUGCGGGACUUGGCGGAUGAGGAGGAGCCCAAAUACCGACGGUGGCUCGAAAACCUCGAGAGCAUGGACAAGACGUCUGGCUUCGCCACUCUUAGCAGACAGGAGAAAGUCCAUAAAACCUGCCAAAAGGAGAGAGCGACCACUCUGCUGCUCUACCUCCAACAUUGGCUGGACUCCAUGUCGAUCGAAAACUGCUCCAAGGCCACUCUGAUUCGCUACAUGGCCAACCAGACAGAUGCCGUGACGCCACAGCAGAAGUCCAGCAUCCUGAACUCGUACAGCGAUGAAGCAGGCUCUCCACGCUCUGCCAAGGCAGUUAGGAUGUUUACGGACGCGUUUGAUAGUGUGUUCAACGAUGCCGACACCUGGAAAGAGGGCGCCGUGACGCUUCGUGAUGUCUUGCUCCUCGACAAGUCAGUCGAUACCAUUGUUGACACCAAGAAGUGGAUGAAAGACACCCCAAGUCAAGUGAAACCGGUCGAGGAGAAUACGACAGUCGAAUCUUUUCUUGAAACCUACGCCCUGCUCGGCUGUUUAAUAUGCUGCAGUCACUCAUGUGAGCAUGGAGAAUAUGGCGUUGACAACGAGCGCAAGCGGUUUUCCAUCGAGGUCAUUGGUGGACUUGAACCUCUGCUCCGUAGGAAGGCUGUCCAAGGACCCGCCAGCACCAAUGGAGAUGGUAUACGCAAGUCUCAUAAGCCUUGUGGCGAGGACUGUUACCUGAACGGCCGUCCGGGCACCCGCGCGAAAGCCUGGAGCGAGACAGAAAUCAUGCUCCUGAAGUCGCUGCUCGCCACACUCAGCGACACAGAAAUUCCGGUCCAGUGUUCAACUGCGGUGGCUACUGGAAGACCCUGUUGGGACGUCAACCGCCAGCUCGAUAAGCUCGAUCUAUCCCUUCCAGUCAGUUCGCCUCAGGCGCCAGUCAAAGUCAAACCAGUUCAUUGGUAUGACCGGAAUAAGAAGAUGCUCUUGGGCGAUUGGCAAGACCAGACAAUUACCCAUGAGCAUCAGAGAAAAGACCACUUCGAUCCCUGCAACCAUGAAGGCCCAUGUACUAGAGACAAUUGCGAAUGUUUCAGGAACGGCGUCAUGUGCGAGCGCUUCUGCCGCUGCACACCUGCAACCUGCGCAAUCAAGUUUACUGGCUGCGCCUGUCACUCGCAAGGCAAGACAUGUCUACCGAAGCAGAAGGGAGAACGACCCUGUAUCUGUGUCCAGCUGAACCGGGAGUGUGAUCCCGCUCUGUGCGGCAGCUGUGGAGCGAAGGAUCGAGCCAACCCAGUCAACGCAGAAGACGACAACUUGUACACCCAUGGAUGCCAGAACUGUGCGCUGCAACGAGGAAAGCCCAAGUCUUUAGUGCUAGGUAAAUCCACGAUAGCAAACUGUGGCUACGGCUUGUUUGCGGCUGAGGACAUUGCCCAAGAAGACUUUGUGAUUGAGUACGUUGGCGAGCUUAUCAGUCAAGAUGAAGGCGUCCGGCGUGAAGCCAGACGGGGCGACGUCUUUAAUGAAGAGUCGAACUCGUCAUACCUCUUCACCCUCCUUGAGCAAGAAGGCAUUUGGGUCGAUGCUGCAAUCUACGGCAACCUGAGUCGUUACAUCAAUCAUCAGGACGACGGUGGAAAGGGCCAGGGCUGCAACAUUACCCCCAAGAUCCUCUAUGUGGGCGGGGAGUAUCGUAUCAAGUUCAGCGCAGUACGUGAUAUCAAGGCUGGCGACGAGCUCUUCUUCAACUAUGGUGAAAACUUCCCGAAUCUCACCAAGAAGUUGCUCGACGAGCAACACGAAGACGAAAAGUCUAAAAAACGACGAGCCAAGGAGAAGAACGGAAAUGAUGCGGCCAAGAAACCCCGUGGACCCCGUGGACCCUACAAAGGCAAGAAACGAGGGCGAAAGCCAAAGAAGAAGGCAUUUGCCGCAAGGAUAGAGUCAGAUCCGGAAGACGAUGAUGAUGUCACUGGAGAACAUGCCGAACUAGAAGACCCCUUUCCAGAUAUUGUUUUUCCCAAGUCCAGGAAACGAAAACAUGUCAGCCUGGAAACAGAUUCAGAAGAGGAAGAGUACCGUCCCGAGAUUGUGGACUCUGACGCCCCAUCUAUUGCUCCAGCUCGUCCAACGUCUCGUGGGAAGCCUCGUGGACGUAAGCGUCUUGAUCAGGGCAGCGCCAUGCGGAAGACCAGCGGCCGCAACGGCUUAUUUGGCCGGGCCUUGAAGAAUCGAUUGGAAGAUGUGGGCUCGGAUGGCACGAAUCCGGAAGACACCCCCCGUCGCCGUGGCAGAAAAGCCCAUAAAAUCGACGACGACAGCGACGAACCGAUUGACGACGUGAUCGAUGCAGAGUACAGGGAAAGCCAAGGUCUCCUUGGCCAUGGACGUCGUAGUGGUGGCAGUGCCCGUCGCACGCGUGGGCCCGCCGACAACGGCUCAGUGGUUGAUGAGGAUACGCCCUCCCGGACGCGAGCACGCCGGCGAAUGACCCGCGGCGCCCCAGACUCUAGCCCCCUCUCGGCUCCCGACCCGGCUUUCGACAACGUAGAUUUUGACGCAGUCGCCUUGGAGCUGAACCCACCAGCACCACCUGUCGUUGCACCCCCUAAGAAGAAACGUGGACGGCCCCGAAAGGUUGUGGUGCAAGAGGUCGUGCGCGAGGAGAUCCAAGAGACAGACGGCUACGGCGAAGAGAACAGCGUCGGCGGAAGCGCUAGAAGCAACAAUCGAUCCGACUUCAUGAUCAAUGAUAGCGAUGCUAGCAGUACUGUCGUAAUCGACAGAUCACGCGUUCGGAAAAAGCCCGCUAGAUACGACGACUAA